UUGCAACCGUGUUUUCAUGAAAAAUAAAUCGAUUCAUUGAGGAUAGCGUGAUAAUUUUCAUCUAUUACGAAACAUGCGUUACCACAUCAUUCGAAUUGGUCUUGCCUUGCUGUGGAUAAACUUGGCAAUGAUCGAUGCUAAUCCUCCUAUAAAACAUUCUGCAGAAAUAGAUCUAUUGAAUUUUAUGUCCAGAUCCAGUCAUCUGCUUCAGCGCGAUCUCCCGAGAACAAUGUCGUGUUUUGAUUAUUAUAUUCCACUGCUGACUGAAAUAGCCCAGCAAUACGAAGAACAAAAUAAACUAUGCACUACAAGGGCAGACGAUGAACGCACACGAGUGGAAGCAGAUGUUGCUGAUGAUAUAGCAGACUUAGCCAAGAGGUCGGAUGAGGCCUGCUGUGCUUUAAAGCUGUGUAAAAAUAGUGAACCAGCAAAGUUCAUCUUUGAAUGUUACGCCGAGGAGGGAUCCGUUAGUAGUAAAUCCCUUCAUGCAAUCUCAAACGAGGCCAAUGUCAAAUCUGCUAAUCUAAACGAAUUACUAAGGCGAAUUGAUGCUGACGAGUAUGUUUGCUAUACCAAUAACAAAGUUCAAUAUGAAGAUGAUUCAGCGGCUGCUUAUGAAGAAUUUUCAAAAUGUAUUGAUGGGGAAAUUGAAGUUCCAACAGAAACGACAGAGGGCCCCACAGAUUCUACAACACCUGGAUCUACUGAAGCCACAGAAGGGCCUACAGAUUCUACGACACCUGGAUCUACUGAAGCCACAGAAGGGCCUACAGAUUCAACGACACCUGGAACUACUCAAGCAACAGAAGGGGUAACAGAUUCAACGACACCUGGUACUACUCAAGUCACAGAAGAUCCUACCGAUUCAACUACACCUGGUACUACUCAAGCCACAACAGGGCCUACAGAUUCAACUACACCUGAUACUACUGAAGCCACAGAAGGGCCUACAGAUUCAACGACACCUGGUAGUACUGAAGCCACAGAAGGAACUACAGAUUCAACGACACCUGGUAGUACUGAAGCUACAGAUGGAAUUACAGAUUCAACGACACCUGGUACUACUGAGGCCACAGAAGGGACUACAGAUUCAACGACACCGGGAACUACUGAAGUCACAGAAGGACCUUCAGAUUCAACGACACCUAGAUCUACUGAAGCCACAGAAGGUCCUACCGAUUCAACAACACCUGGUACUACUCAAGCCACAGAAGGGCCUGCAGAUUCAACUACACCUGAUACUACUGAAGCCACAGAAGGGCCUGCAGAUUCAACAACACCUGGAACUACUGAAAAUCCAACAGAGUCCACUGAAACCACAGAAAAUCCAAUAGAAGAAACUACAGAAGUUCCUGCCAAAUCCAAUGCAGCCUCUUUAAGGUCCUUUAAAAAAAAACUUGUAGCAUUCCAAUCAUUACUCCCUUUUGGUUCCACCUCGACGGAAGUCCCUUUUGGGCCCUCGUCUGUGAUCCCUUUUGGAUCCUCCUCAGCGGUCCCUUUUGGGCCCUUCUCAGCAGACUCUUCAAGGAUUUCCUCAGCGUCUUCAUCAUCAUCCUUUAUAUCCUCUUCAAACGCCUCUGAUGAUAUAAAGAUGAAAGACGAUUUAUAUGAAAGACUUCGACGUGUCCAUAAGUUAAAUUUUAAAAAAUAAUUACAGAGAACUAACUUAAAAAACGUUAUUAAUGCAAUGUACUAAACAAAACGUUGUAAUGAAAUAAUUUUUUAAUGAUAUUUAAAAGCAAGGAUAAAUUAAUAUAUAUUAGAAAGCAAAAAUGCAAUUUAUAUUUAUAUAUUUUAUAUAUACAAGACAUGUAUAAACGAAUGGUUGGUGCAAAUAAUCUCUAUAGAAA
This is a messenger RNA of Stomoxys calcitrans (stable fly), 1850 nucleotides long. RefSeq names its product mucin-2. Bases 74 to 1651 code for a protein of 525 amino acids. Lineage: Eukaryota; Metazoa; Arthropoda; Insecta; Diptera; Muscidae. The record is from RefSeq and is a predicted model, not a curated record. The transcript has 2 exons.